Penicillium verrucosum is the source of this 1563-nucleotide messenger RNA. Its product is annotated as fungal specific transcription factor domain-containing protein. NCBI's taxonomy places the organism in Eukaryota, Fungi, Ascomycota, Eurotiomycetes, Eurotiales, Aspergillaceae. Bases 1 to 1563 code for a protein of 520 amino acids. Gene Ontology annotation, cellular component: nucleus. Gene Ontology annotation, biological process: positive regulation of transcription from RNA polymerase II promoter by galactose; DNA-templated transcription. Gene Ontology annotation, molecular function: DNA-binding transcription factor activity, RNA polymerase II-specific; zinc ion binding; RNA polymerase II cis-regulatory region sequence-specific DNA binding. The record is from RefSeq and is a predicted model, not a curated record. The transcript has a single exon.
AUGGCGGCCAGCGAUGAUAUAAAUGCAAUCAGUUUGGCGAGCGACCGGCAUCGCCGCUCGUAUCUAGGGAUAUGCUCUGUAAGUGCUGUUCUCCGGGCAUUGUUUCGGCUUUGCCCUGCCGCAAAAGACCGGAUUGUGGAACAGUCCAAGGUUUGGCCCGAGGUCCAACAAGAAGUCAAUCGGCCGUCUGCUUUGAAUCCGCAUCUUGGUCUUCCAGUGCCAUCUGAUUCCCUGCGAGAACAACGCUAUAUUGGAUUUUACUUCGAGACUAUCCAUGCCAUCACGCCUUUUUUGCAUGAGGAAUCUUUCAGGGCAACCUUCGCUGCUGGCGAUCGACAAACUCCCACAUGGUUGGGUCUCUACAACAUGGUUCUCACGGUAGGGUCUAUUGCGUCAGGAAGUGACACUGCUCACAUAUACUAUUACGAUCGGGCUCGGUCCUACCUUGACCUAGAAUCGCUUGGAUCUGGUAACUUGGAGACUUUGCAGGCUCUGUGUCUGCUGGGCGGGUACUAUCUCCAUUAUCGAAACUCCCCCAAUAUGGCAUAUGCGAUCCUCGGCGCCGCCCAACGCUUAGCCAUAGCAUUGGGGUUGCACCGAGAGUCUCCAACUCGUCUCGAUCAUCAGGACCCGGAUAUCGGCCAACGCCUCGCCGUCCGGCUUGAAAGUAGACGGCGUACUUGGUGGAGUCUGUACUGCCUUGACACUUGGGCCAGUAUGACCCUGGGUCGCCCAACCUGUGGACGCUGGGAUAGUAGCACCAUGAAUACAUUAUUGCCCACUGCUCUUUAUCCUGACGACCAUUUUGCGGCUUCUUUGAGAGCUAGCACGCAGUUCUGUCACAUCAGCAACCGUCUCCAGCAUCGUUUCGCACAAUCAACCAGGAUCAACAUAUCCGAAGCCCAAAGUCUUGAUCACGAACUUCAGGAAUGGUAUAGGACACUAUCUCCUAUCCUCAAAGAGACCAUGAAUUCCCCGCCUCGUAUCACCGUAGCUCGCGAGUUUCUACGAAACAGGUACCACAACGUACGCCUAAUACUAUCUCGAUGCUUUCUUUUAUACAAGGCGUAUGGAGACCCCGAAAGGCAUAGCACUGGGCAAGCAGAAGAGCAGAUGGCCGACCUCUGCCGUGCCAUCGCCGCGGAGGCUAUCGACGCGAUUGCGCUUCACUGGGUUCCUAAUCGAACGCAAGUCUGGAAUUCUGCUUGGUAUCUGUUCCAAGCUUGCAUGGUUCCGCUCCUUUCCAUCGCCAUGGCUACAUCCUCCAACCUCGGAGCACUUGGUUCUGACAACCUCAUAUCCUGGCACUCGAGCUUAAACAAAGCGCUCGAGAUCUUCGCGGAGAUGAGACCAUGGAUGCGGGCUUGUGACCGCGCCCCAGAUAUUGUGACUGUCUUAUUCCAAGCCAUUUCCCAAGGUGCUGAGGGUACUGAACGUACGCCUUCGGUAAUUGACGGAGGGUCUCACUUGUUCGGCUGGGCAGAUGAACUUCUGACGGAUAUGGACUGGAGCAUGCUUUUCAAUGAUGAGAAUGUAUCGCCAGGUUUAUUUUCACUAACCUAA